This is a messenger RNA of Populus nigra (black poplar), 2266 nucleotides long. RefSeq names its product receptor-like cytosolic serine/threonine-protein kinase RBK2. The transcript is spliced from 9 exons. The record is from RefSeq and is a predicted model, not a curated record. Gene Ontology annotation, molecular function: ATP binding; protein kinase activity. Gene Ontology annotation, biological process: protein phosphorylation. Bases 390 to 1886 code for a protein of 498 amino acids. Lineage: Eukaryota; Viridiplantae; Streptophyta; Magnoliopsida; Malpighiales; Salicaceae.
UGCCUGUGGGAUUUAAGGCUGAGAGCAGAAGUCGCUGAAGAGCUUCCAACAUUUGUCAGCAAUGCAGUAGACCAAACCAGCGACUCUUAUGGGACAGAGAGACCCCUGUAAGAAAGAGAGAGACUUUUUUCUUUUCACUUUUUUUUUGAAGUACGAACAAAUAGAGAGUAAUGAGGUUUUGCUAUAUAUAGCUCUUUACAGAUCCUCUUUACAGGGCCUGGAUAAAUUUUAGUCAGCUAUCAAAAGUACUAAACAACAGGAAGGUUUUAAUGUUGUAGUAACCACUGUUUUGUUUUGGUAUCUUUUUGGUCUCGUUAUCAUUUUUUCCUCUCUGUGUGUAUGUGUGUGUGUGAGAGAGAGAGAGAGUGGUGCGUGUUUGUUGGCUGGUCAUGGCAGCUGUUGGAGGACAUAACAAAGCUGCUCAUAGUAGUACUCUUCCUUGGUACAGGUCUGUUCCUCUCCAUGCUCUCUCAUUUGGGGAGGGUUCGAAGGAGUAUUGCUUACUAUCAGAGAGAAAUCUGCAUGCAAAAGUUUCAGUGAAACCUAAGAAACACAGUCCAGUGAUUUCUUCCUCUGCUUCUUCCGUUGACUUGAGAGCUUCAGACAUGGAAAGAGAGAGACAAGAUGGAUCAUCUCCUAGAGGAGUUAUAGAAGCUUGCUUAACAGGCUUGGAAUCCAACUCAGAUUUUACUAGAAACAGCACUGCAGAAUCAGAAGUUCCUCGUUCGAAGGCACAUUCGAACUGGAGUAGAUUCUUCAAGUCAUGGAAAAGAUUUUCGCUAAAACACUUGACUUCACCUCCUCCAGUGCCCAAGGAACCAAAACGUAAGAGCAGGAGUACAAGAGAGAACACAGUUCUGAGAAAUUUAUACAACUUCAAGUCAACCUUGCAGCAUUUCACUUUUGCGGAGCUCAAAAUGGCAACAAACAAUUUUAACCACGAGAAUUUAAUUGGAAAAGGUGGUUUUGCUGAGGUUUACAAAGGUUGUUUGCCUGAUGGAAGGCUGGUAGCCAUAAAGCAGCUGACAAAAGGAACUCUUGAUGAGAAGACUGCUGGCUUUCUAAAUGAGCUAGGCAUUAUAGCUCAUGUUGACCAUCCUAAUACUGCUAAGCUGCUUGGGUGUGGCAUUGAUGGGGGAAUGCACCUUGUUUUUGAAUUGUCUCCAUUAGGGAGUUUAGGAUCUGCUCUUCAUGGUUCACAAGUCGAGCUUGAUUGGAGUAAAAGGUACAAAAUUGCUCUUGGGGCAGCAGAUGGACUGCUGUAUCUUCAUGAGAAUUGCCGAAGGCGAAUCAUCCAUAGAGAUAUAAAGGCUGAUAAUAUUCUUCUUACAAAGAAUUUUGAGCCUCAGAUUUGUGAUUUCGGACUAGCAAAGUGGCUACCAACACAGUGGACUCACCAUAAUGUAUCCAAAUUUGAAGGCACAUUCGGCUACUUUGCACCCGAAUACUAUAUGCAUGGCAUAGUCGAUGAAAAAACCGAUAUCUAUGCAUUUGGGGUAUUACUUUUGGAGCUCAUAACAGGGCGUCGACCUGUGGAUCGUUUACAACAAAGCCUUGUGGUUUGGGCAAAGCCUUUGCUGGAUAACAACGAUACUAAGGAGCUUGCUGACCCUUCUCUUGGUGACAACUAUGAUCUAGAAGAGAUGGAUCGUGUGGUUUUGACCGCCUCUUUGUGCAUUGAGCAGUCUCCAGUCCUACGCCCUCGAAUGAGUCAGGUUGUGAUCCUACUAAGAGGUGAUGAAUAUGUCUCUGAGCGUGCCAAAAAAGGUAAAGGUCGUGCUCUCCUAAGAACUUACUCAGAAGAAAUCUUCGACGCUCAAGAUUACAACUCAACUAGGUAUCUCAACGAUCUCAAACGAUACAAAGAGCUUGCUUUGGGUUCUUGAAAGCAGUGAACAUUGAAUACCAUAUUUAAGAAGAAAGAACAUUAGGAGUGAAACUUCAAACAUAGAAAACAACCCUAGGUGUAAUAAUAGGUUUUACAGUUUCAAAGGGUGUUUAAAAAUAUCCUGCAGCGGAGAUAAAUCAUUUGCCAUCUUGUUUUCAUGGAAUUUGAACGCACCUGUCAAUCCUUCGGUAGAAUUUCAAAUUCCAUGUAAAACACCAUGAAAUGAGAUUGUUUCCGGAAGUUCUAAACAUCCUUACUAUGUUUUUUUUCAUUUCCAUGUACAUAUAAGGUUGUUUUCUUUCAGACUAGAGACCUUACCUUGUAUGGAAGAUAAUUUUACUUCAUAUAAAACAAAGUUAUAGAAAUCAUUUUCAGCUA